Molecule: messenger RNA, 1062 nt
Organism: Plasmodium coatneyi
Lineage: Eukaryota; Apicomplexa; Aconoidasida; Haemosporida; Plasmodiidae
Product: ATP binding protein
Exons: 1
Coding region: 1-1062 (353 amino acids)
Cellular component (GO): cytoplasm
Molecular function (GO): GTPase activity
Source: RefSeq, a predicted model, not a curated record
AUGUGGUUCGGGCAGCUGAUCAUCGGGCCGCCGGGGUCCGGGAAGUCCACUUACGUGGCAGGAGUGGAACACAUACUGAAGCAGAUAAACAGAAAAUUAGUGCUCAUCAAUUUGGACCCCUUUGUGGAGAAUGACGUAUACAAAGCAGACGUAAACAUUAGUGAGCUUGUGGAUAUAAAAAAAGUCUUCUGCGACUUGGGCUUAGGACCCAAUGGCACUCUCAUAUAUUGCAUGGAAUAUUUACUAACGAACUUUGACUGGCUAGAGGAAAAAUUAAAUGAACACAAAGAUCACUACCUUCUUAUUGAUACCCCAGGACAAGUAGAACUAUAUACACAUAAUGACGCCUUGAGGAAGAUUGUUCAAAAAAUGACCAAGAUAAAUUGUAGACUAACUUCGGUGCACAUUGUUGAUAGCACUCUAUGCUCCGACAACUAUAAAUAUGUUAGUGCACUACUGUUAUCCUUGUGUAGUCAAAUUCACUUGGAAUUACCCCAUGUGAAUGUUUUCUCUAAAAUUGACUUGUUAAAAUAUUUUAAGGACGAUUUGAAUUUCCCUCUAAGUUACUACGUCGAAGCGCAGAACUUGGAGCAGCUCAUGUUGUAUGCACGCUACCAGAAUGAGUCCUCGUCCGAUUCCGACAUGGGGGAUGCACCAAGAAGCUGCUCAAAUGACCCAAGUUACUGUGCAGGCCGCCCCAUCAAGCAGGUCAUAGAGGAUGAAAUAAAUAGUGGUAACAUAAAAAAUGCUAAGAAAAACUACCGAAGAUUCUCCAACAAAUAUCUGAAGCUAAACGAGUACAUUUGCGAAACGGUGGAAGAUUACAACAUGAUCAACUUUGCCCUGCUGGAUAUACAAGACAAAUAUAGUGUUCUUAAGUUGCUAAAAAUUAUCGACGGAGCUAAUGGAUUUCGCUUCAGCUCCAUCUACUCGGAGUACUCUCUGUUCGACACGUACGUUGAGGCCAUUGAGUAUGACUGUGAUGAUAUUCAGGAAAGGAUCGUCCAUGUUUCGGAUGAAGAAAAGUUUGCGUCCCAAUCUGGGCACCCCCCUCAUGGGUGA